CCAAGCACCUCCCCAUGCCAUGUGUGGCGGUGCCCAGAUGUGGGUCUAGCACCAAGGCGGAAUAGCCCCGUACUGUACGGAGUAUUUUACCGUCUGGUAAUACGGUAUCCGGGGCGUAUCGAGCCGUAUCGAGCCGUAUCGCACAAAACAGGCCGCCUGCGAAAUCGGACUGGCUGCCCCUCCUACUACGGUUCGGUCUUGAGUCAUCGGAUAUGAUUCUUUUCUACUGGAUUGCCGCUGCUGUCUUUAAUAGUCUCCCAUCGCCCGUGGAUCCUUUGCAGCGCUGAUCAAGCCUGCUUGUGCAAUCAUGGGUGUGGAAUCCGUCUCCCUCCAGGAGCGCCUGGAGCGAUGGGCUCAACGACUGCAGAACCUCACCGUCUCGCCCCUCACUCGUGACUACCCGGAUAACCACAAGCCGGAGCUGGCGACGAGGGUCAUCGAGGCAUUCGAGUCCCUCAAGCUCCCCAAGGACUGUCAAUUGGCUCUGGAGAGCGUCCCGAGAGCUUCGGCGUCUUCGUUCACGGUGUUUUUGACGGCGUUUGUCGUCCUGGCGGCCCGGUUGACGGGAGACGAGGACAUCGCCGUGGGAACGAGCGCUGGAGACGACGGACGCCCCUUUGUCGUGAGAGUGGCGAUUGACCCGGCUGAGACCUUCCUUCAGCUUCUGGAGAAGGUCGAGAAGGUCUUCAAAGAAGGAUCUGCCGAGAUUGUGCCCCUGGGAAGCCUCCGAUCGUAUAUUCAGGACAAGUCCAAGUCCGAACGGCCUCCUACGCUUUUCCGAUUUGCUGCCUACGAUGCCCCCGCCUCGUCGCAGGAGUACCCGGCGAAUACCUUCGAGACCACCGAUUUGGUCAUCAAUGUGGCUCCGUCGGCAGGCUCCGAGCUUGAACUCGGGGCAUACUACAACCAGCGGCUGUUCUCGAGCUCUCGGAUUGCGACGAUUCUCAAGCAGCUGGCGCAGGUUGUCUUGAACGCGGCUGCCAACCCGAACGAGGCCAUUGGAAGGAUCGAUUUUGUGACCGAGGAGGAGAAGAACAUUCUCCCGGAUCCUACAGCGGAUCUGAACUGGUCGCAGUACCGUGGAGCAAUCCACGAUAUCUUUGCUCGGAACGCUGAGAAGCACCCGGACAAGCUGUGCGUUGUGGAGACCAAGUCGAGCAGUUCCCCCCUUCGUCAAUUCACAUACAGACAGAUCAAUGAGGCGUCCAACAUUCUGGCCCAUCACCUGGUGCAGUCGGGUAUUGAAAGAGGAGAGGUCGUUAUGGUCUAUGCGUACCGCGGCGUGGAUCUAGUCGUGGCUGUGAUGGGUAUCUUGAAGGCUGGUGCAACCUUCUCGGUCAUUGACCCUGCCUAUCCUCCUGAAAGACAGAACAUCUAUCUUGAUGUCGCUCGCCCGCGGGCUUUGAUCAACAUUGAGAAGGCUACUCGGGAUGCCGGCGAGCUCUCGGAGAAAGUUCGGGCCUUCAUCAACGAGAAUUUGGAGCUCCGCACGGAGAUCCCGGCUCUGGCCCUUCGCAAUGAUGGCAGUCUAGAGGGCGGUUUGGUCAAUGGCCAGGAUGUGCUGGCGCCCCAGGUAGCGCUCAAGGCCAAGCCUGUCGGUGUGGUUGUCGGCCCCGACUCGACACCAACCCUUUCGUUCACGUCCGGUUCUGAAGGUCGGCCGAAGGGUGUCCGUGGCCGUCAUUUCUCUCUGGCUUACUACUUCCCGUGGAUGUCCCAGACUUUCAAGCUCACACCUGACGAUAAGUUCACCAUGUUGAGUGGGAUUGCCCAUGACCCCAUUCAACGAGACAUCUUCACUCCCCUGUUCCUGGGUGCGCAGCUCCUGGUACCCGCGCGCGAAGACAUCCAGAACGAGAAGCUGGCCGAGUGGAUGCAGCGGUACGGCGCCACCGUCACCCAUCUGACUCCGGCCAUGGGACAGAUUCUGGUCGGCGGUGCCUCUGCGCAGUUCCCAUCUCUCCAUCACGCGUUCUUCGUCGGUGAUAUCCUCAUCAAGCGUGACUGCCGUUCGCUGCAGACUCUCGCACCAAACGUCAACAUUGUCAACAUGUAUGGUACGACGGAAACACAACGUGCAGUCAGCUACUACGAAAUCCCCAGUUACUCCAGCCAGGAGGGCUAUCUGGACACCAUGAAGGACGUCAUCCCCGCUGGUCGAGGAAUGGUUGACGUGCAGCUGCUGGUCGUGAACCGGUUCGAUCCCCGCCGCGUCUGCGCCAUUGGCGAAGUCGGUGAGAUCUAUGUCCGCGCCGGUGGUCUGGCAGAGGGCUACUUGGGUUCUCCCGAGCUGAACGAGAAGAAGUUCCUGACCAACUGGUUUGUGGACCCGGAGCAGUGGCGUGCGCAGGACAAGGCGGCUGCCACAAAUGAACCCUGGCGGGAGUUCUAUGUCGGACCCCGAGACCGUCUGUACCGCAGUGGAGAUCUGGGCCGAUACACUCCCUCUGGUGAUGUCGAGUGCUCCGGUCGGGCUGAUGACCAGGUCAAGAUUCGCGGGUUCCGGAUUGAACUGGGUGAGAUCGAUACCCACCUCUCUCGUCACCCGCUGGUGAGAGAGAACGUGACUCUCGUCCGACGAGACAAGUUCGAAGAGCCGACGCUGGUCAGCUACUUUGUCCCCGACAUGAGCAAGUGGGCGUCGUGGUUGGCGGACAAGGGUCUCAAGGACGAUGACUCUGCCGAGGGGAUGGUCGGUCUGCUGCGUCGCUUCCGGCCUCUUCGUGACGAUGCCCGCGAGCAUCUCCGAGGCAAGUUGCCGGCGUAUGCGGUCCCGACCGUGUUUAUCCCCCUGAAGCGCAUGCCUCUCAACCCCAAUGGCAAGAUCGACAAGCCUGCCCUGCCGUUCCCGGAUACCGAGGAACUGAGUGCCGCCGCUCCUCGCCGCCGCUCCUCGGUCAUGCAGCAGUUGUCGGAGACGGAGCAGGCUUUGGCGCAGAUCUGGGCCAAGCUGAUCCCCAACGUGACGGCGCGCAUGAUCGGCCCGGAGGAUUCGUUCUUCGACCUUGGCGGGCACAGUAUUCUUGCGCAGCAGAUGUUCUUUGAUCUGCGACGCAAGUGGCGCGGGAUCGACAUCAGCAUGAACGCCAUCUUCCGCAGUCCGACGCUCAAGGGAUUCGCCGCCGAGAUCGACCGACUGGUCGAUGUGGACUCGUUCAUGACCGGCAGCGAUGCCAACGCCGCUGCGGACGCAGCAGCAGCGGCCAGCGAGCCCGACGACGAGUAUUCCAAGGACGCGCGCCGGCUGGCGAACGAGCUCCCCGCCUCCUUCCCCGUCCGUACAGACCCCAUUCUUGCGGGUGAGCCGACCGUGUUCCUCACGGGCGGCACUGGUUUCCUGGGCGCACACAUCCUGCGCGACCUUCUGAGCCGCCAGUCGCCCUCUGUACGGGUGGUGGCUCUGGUGCGCGGCAAGACCGAGGAGCAGGCGCUGGAGCGGAUCCGGUCCACCUGCAAGGCGUACGGCUUCUGGGAGGAAUCCUGGAGCCAGCGACUGCAGUGUGUGUGCGGCAAUCUGGGCGAGCCGCGAUUCGGUUUAUCAGAAGCAGUCUGGGAUGAUCUGACGGAGCGGGUGGAUGCGGUGAUUCACAACGGCGCCCUGGUGCAUUGGGUGUACCCGUACUCGACCCUCAAGCCAGCCAACGUGCUGGGCACGAUGGAUGCGCUGCGGCUGUGUGCGACGGGCAAGGCCAAGCAGUUUGCCUUUGUCAGCUCGACCAGCACGCUGGACAACGACCACUAUGUGGAGCUGUCGGAGCGGAUUGUACACGAAGGCGGCGCAGGACUCAGCGAGUCCGACGAUCUGGAAGGCAGCAGUGUCGGGCUGGGGACGGGAUACGGUCAGAGCAAGUGGGCAGGCGAAUAUCUGGUCAAAGAAGCAGGUCGCCGAGGCCUGAAGGGUACCGUCAUCCGUCCUGGCUACGUUCUGGGUGACUCGCGAACCGGCACCACCAAUACCGACGACUUUUUGAUCCGGAUGAUCAAGGGUUGCAUCCAGCUGAAUGCCCGCCCGAACAUCCACAACACGGUCAACAUGGUGCCCGUGGACCAUGUGGCGCGUGUCAUCAUUGCCAGCGCCUUCCAUCCUCCCUGCACGCCGAUCGGAGUGGCCCAAGUGACAGGACACCCCCGGCUGCGGUUCAACCAGUUCCUGGGGGCGUUGCAGACGUAUGGCUACGAUGUCCCGCAGGUGGACUAUGUGCCCUGGGCGCGACUGUUGGAGCAGUACGUCAAUGACGGCGAGCACAACGACAAGGAAUCCCAACAUGCAUUGAUGCCCCUCUACCACUUUGUCACGGCCGAUCUCCCCUCCAACACCAAGGCCCCCGAACUGGACGACACCAACGCCGCGGCCGCCCUGCGCGACGACGCCGCCUGGACAGGCCUCGACGCCUCGGCGGGCGCGGGGGUGACGGAGGAGCUCGUCGGCCUGUACUGCUCGUAUCUGACGGCGACAGGGUUCCUGCCUGCGCCGACGGCAGUGACGAGCGCGAGUCGCCCCCUGCCGCCGACGCAGCUGACGGAGGACCAGAAGAAGGCGCUGGCCAAUGUCGGCGGCCGGGGAGGGUCUUCCUGAGAGCUGGGAUUCGACGCGAAUACGACGAUUGGACGAUUCGGCGAUUUGACAGCGUUUCGGGCUUGAACUACUACCUAUUCAAAAAGUGACUUAUCUCCUUUGUCCAAGUCGUUCCAGAGUAAUUAACCAUACUACUACUACCUACAUAUCAACCCAUUCGGUCAGGAGACAGUCCGACCUUCUCCGUAUUCUCUAUCAGACGAUCUUCUCUUCUUCACCUCCAGAUAAUCUCUCA
Penicilliopsis zonata CBS 506.65 is the source of this 4811-nucleotide messenger RNA. RefSeq lists its product as hypothetical. The transcript has 4 exons. NCBI's taxonomy places the organism in Eukaryota, Fungi, Ascomycota, Eurotiomycetes, Eurotiales, Aspergillaceae. Bases 308 to 4576 code for a protein of 1422 amino acids. The record is from RefSeq and is a predicted model, not a curated record. Gene Ontology annotation, molecular function: L-aminoadipate-semialdehyde dehydrogenase [NAD(P)+] activity; phosphopantetheine binding. Gene Ontology annotation, biological process: L-lysine biosynthetic process.